This is a messenger RNA of Micropterus dolomieu (smallmouth bass), 1647 nucleotides long. It is a transcript of the gene hmg20a, whose product is annotated as high mobility group 20A. Gene Ontology annotation, cellular component: nucleus. The coding region runs from base 241 to 1116 and encodes 291 amino acids. The record is from RefSeq and is a predicted model, not a curated record. NCBI's taxonomy places the organism in Eukaryota, Metazoa, Chordata, Actinopteri, Centrarchiformes, Centrarchidae. The transcript is spliced from 9 exons. Gene Ontology annotation, biological process: regulation of gene expression.
AUUUUAGAAUUAUUGUGAUCUUAUUAUCUACAUUUACUCGCCAUAAUGAUAUCUAAAAGACACGCACAAACACAAAUAAGAGCAAAUAUUAAAACACCAGUAAUUAAAACAUCAAGUAUUUUGCAGGGCGAAGUGUCACGUUGCAUGUCUGUCUAUCUGGUAAGAUUCUAUGGAGUGGCUGCUGUAUUGUUUUGAUUAGGAAAAUCAUUUGGACAGAUCUUCCCUGUAGUCAUAGAAGUCAUGGAAGAGCAGGCAGGCUCACCUGGAGGCAACGCCGACAACAACAGCCAGAGAAAUGGAGAUGAGAAGCCUAGACGUGGCAGCUGGACCAAGGGCAGGAAGAGGAAGAAGCCAAUGAAGGACAGCAACGCACCCAAGGCCCCCCUAACGGGCUAUGUUCGCUUCAUGAACGACAGACGGGAGCAGCUACGAGCAGAGCGUCCAGACGUGCCCUUUCCGGAGAUUACGAGGAUGCUGGGCAAUGAGUGGAGCAAGCUGCCCCCUGAGGAGAAGCAGCGAUACUUGGAUGAGGCGGAGCGAGAUAAGGAGCGCUACAUGCGGGAGCUGGAGAAGUACCAGAAGACCGAAGCCUACAAACAUUUCACCAGGAAGGUCCAGGAGAAGCAAAAGGGCAAGCGGCACAGGGGAGAUGUUGGGCACCAGGUAGCCAACGAGGCUCUUCAUGAGAAGGAUGCAGAAGGGAAGGACAGAACUGUGUUUGACAUACCGAUCUUCACAGAGGAGUUUCUCAACCACAGCAAAGCACGUGAAGCUGAGAUGCGGCAGCUGCGAAAGACCAACAUGGAGUAUGAGGAGCGUAACGCUGCGCUACAGAAACAUGUGGAGAGCAUGCGCGGGGCAGUAGAGAGGCUGGAGGGCGACGUGAUGCAAGAGAGGGGACGCAAUGGGCUCCUCCACCAACACCUGGAAACCCUGCGCCAGGCACUCACCUCCAGCUUCUCCUCUGUACCACUGCCAGGAAGUGGAGAGACACCCACCCUUGAAACCAUUGACUCCUACAUGAAGAGGCUCCAUAGCAUCAUUGUCAGUAACCCCCAAGAACACGAUAAUCUCAUCAACACCGUGAGAGACGUGGUCAACCGUUUGGACAGAUAAUUGGACCAAGUCCAGCUGAUUUGACGGAUUGAGAUUCACUGUGACGCUGAGUAGAUGCUGCUUCUUGCCGGUGAAUCAUCCUGUCGAUCUGUCAUCCCAAUUGAUUUUAAAACGUCUUUUAUUACUCCGCUAAGGUGAUGUAGGUCAAGGUGAUGUAGCGCCUCAUAUUUAUUAAUUCCUUUUUUUACAUACUUUUAAAAACUCUGUUCACACUUUAUUAAUAUAGCUGUAGUUUGUUUUAUAAAAUAAUCAGAUGACAAGACAUGAAACAGUUUUCGGUCACUUGUUGCUCAUGUUCUGUCUUCACCAUCCAUUUGUAGCAAAUGCUUCCGCAACAAUAUCUGAACCAUUAUCAACCACCUUCUGAUCAAAGACAAAUGUGUCAGUGGGUUUGUGAUUACUAUAUCCAAGAGAUACUGUUGAGCUGACUUUCUAUUUUUCAAUGCCCUGUUGAAGAAAAACAUGUGCCAUUCAUUCUUCAUUUGUGUGUGAAAAAAGUGUUUGUGUUUUCAAUAAACUGUAUUUACAUCA